Ixodes scapularis (black-legged tick) is the source of this 462-nucleotide messenger RNA. RefSeq lists its product as uncharacterized. Lineage: Eukaryota; Metazoa; Arthropoda; Arachnida; Ixodida; Ixodidae. The coding region runs from base 1 to 462 and encodes 153 amino acids. The transcript has a single exon. The record is from RefSeq and is a predicted model, not a curated record.
AUGUAUCACUCAUUGGUUCUUUCAAAAUUAAGCUACGCAAUUUUGGUCCGGGGGACAACAACAGCCUCAAACUAUAAUAAAUUAAUGGUCCUCCAAAAAAGAAUUUUACGUAUGCUCGAGGACUACAAGGGGGAUUACAGGAAUCUACGUACGGAACCUUUGUUUUUAAAACAUCACAUGCUUAGGGCAAAUCAAAUAUACUACUUUAAAUUGCUUCAAUUAAUCCACAGGAAUAGAACCUACUUAGCGCUAGAAAGUGAACUAACACCAGUGUACGAUAUUCGACGACCGAAACGUAAAGUACCUAUAAUACGCACAAAUUAUGGACGACAAACUUUAGCCUUCCAGAAUGCUACAAUUUUGAAUCGUGAUUUACUCGAAUUAAACUUUGAUGUAUCAAUAUCAAAAUUUAAAAGAAAUUGUAAAAAAAAUUUACUGUGCAGUGCUCUCACAUUUUGUUAG